AGACAAAGAGGUAUACCGACAAAGACAACAGUUAAAAUAAACAAAUACGGCAAUAGCAAGAUUAUUAGACUCUUUAGAGUCUAAUAACCUUGUAGCAAUAGGACUUCAAACUUAUCUGACUUCGCCGCAUUCUGUUUGAAGCCAAAUAAAUCUAAAAAUAAGAAGACUUCAACAGUAACCUAACUUUUCUUGUUUUGCUUUAUGUGUCAUUUUACGUCAAACACAAAACACCGAAAAAAUGUCUGGAAAAGCAAACAAUAUUCGUAUAACACUCCAAAAUAACAUCCUAAGCGGAGGUUCGCAUAAAGAACAGGCCGAAAAGUAUCGUAGUACAUUGGACAUUAUCUUGAAAGAAACUAACAAAGAUCUCGUAGAUGGUUUGCAAAUUUUCAUAGAAGCUAUUGUUAAUGAGAAUGUGAGUCUGGUGAUAUCACGUCAGAUCUUAACAGAAAUCAGCAGUCAUCUUAUGAAGCUUCCUGACGAUGUGUCGAAGGCAGUGUGUCAUUAUAUGCUUGAAAAGGUACAACCGCGUGUAAUCUCAUUUGAAGAGCAAGUUGCAAGCAUUCGACAGCACUUGGCUGAUAUUUAUGAACGUAACCAGAAUUGGCGAGAAGCAGCAGCUGUUUUAGUUGGAAUACCUCUAGAAACUGGUCAGAAACAGUACACAGUUGACUAUAAGUUAGAAACCUACUUGAAAAUAGCCAGACUAUACUUAGAAGAUGAUGAUCCCGUACAAGCUGAAGCUUUUAUUAACAGAGCUUCAUUAUUACAAGCCGAGUCAAGGAAUGAACAGUUACAAGUAUAUUAUAAAGUAUGUUAUGCCAGAGUUCUGGAUUACCGCAGGAAGUUCAUUGAAGCAGCUCAAAGAUACAAUGAAUUGUCCUACAGAAAUAUUGUUCAUGAAGAUGAGAGAAUGACUGCUUUAAGAAAUGCAUUGAUAUGUACAGUUUUAGCUUCUGCAGGACAACAAAGGUCUAGAAUGUUAGCAACAUUAUUUAAGGAUGAACGUUGUCAACAAUUACCGGCUGUUGGAAUUUUGGAGAAAAUGUAUUUAGAAAGGAUUAUUCGUAGAUCUGAAUUGAGAGAUUUUGAAGCACUACUUCAGCCACACCAAAAAGCAACUACAAUGGAUGGUUCUACUAUUCUGGACAGGGCUGUUAUAGAACACAAUUUACUUUCAGCAAGCAAGCUGUAUAACAAUAUCAGUUUUGAAGAAUUGGGGGCUUUGCUGGAAAUCAACCCUUCGAAAGCUGAAAAAAUUGCAAGUCAGAUGAUAACAGAGGGACGUAUGCAUGGAUAUAUUGAUCAGAUUGAUUCCAUUGUUCAUUUUGAAACUCGAGAAAUGUUACCGCAGUGGGAUAAACAAAUUCAGUCUCUUUGCUAUCAAGUUAAUUCGAUCAUCGAACAGAUCGCCAAGGCUCAUCCGGAAUGGCUGGCAAAAGUUAUGGAAGAACAAAUGGUUUCUUAAAAAUGUGUUCAUUUAUUUCAAACAUUGUGUGUGAUAAAUUUCAUUUCUUUUUUCUAUUAUAAAUUAUAAUAUUACAUAAAUAAAAGUUAGAAAAUAUA
Sitophilus oryzae (rice weevil) is the source of this 1566-nucleotide messenger RNA. RefSeq names its product COP9 signalosome complex subunit 4 (gene CSN4). The coding region runs from base 239 to 1468 and encodes 409 amino acids. Gene Ontology annotation, cellular component: cytosol; COP9 signalosome. The transcript has 4 exons. Lineage: Eukaryota; Metazoa; Arthropoda; Insecta; Coleoptera; Curculionidae. The record is from RefSeq and is a predicted model, not a curated record.